This is a messenger RNA of Phytophthora sojae, 1650 nucleotides long. RefSeq lists its product as hypothetical. Gene Ontology annotation, biological process: microtubule-based movement; mitotic spindle organization. Gene Ontology annotation, molecular function: ATP binding; microtubule motor activity; microtubule binding. The transcript is spliced from 3 exons. The coding region runs from base 1 to 1650 and encodes 549 amino acids. The record is from RefSeq and is a predicted model, not a curated record. NCBI's taxonomy places the organism in Eukaryota, Oomycota, Peronosporomycetes, Peronosporales, Peronosporaceae.
AUGGGAGGCGCAGCGAUAACUGGCGAUGGCGAUGGCCUCAUUCCGCACUUCCUUCGAGACCUCUUUGAGGCGCUGCGUAAGGAAGCGAGUAUCAAGACAACGGCCAAAGUCUCGUUUCUGGAGAUCUACUGCGACGAAAUCCGCGACUUGUUGGUCGAAAGUGCGAGUGACACAGCACGGAAUACUGCGCGGCAGAAUUCGGCUACAAGGCUUACAAUCCACGAAGACGACCAGGAUGUGUGGGUGGAGGGACUGCUGCAGGUCAAAGUGAAGAACGUCGACGAGGCGGUGAAUCUCCUGAAGGCAGGUCGACAACGACAGACUAUUGGGGCUCACGCUCUCAACGACCAUUCCAGCCGGUCGCACGCUGUCUACACCCUCGAAGUCUCACGAGUGUUCGCCGACGAGAUCAAACGCGCUAAGUUGACAUUUGUGGAUCUAGCGGGGAGUGAACGCGUGAAGAAGACGCUGAUGGAAGGUCAGGGCAUGAAGGAGGGAUCCCAUAUCAACACGUUAGGGAACGUGAUCAACGCGUUAGGCUCGAAACAACGGCGUCUGCAGCGUCGAAACAGCACUGGGGUCAGCGGUCGACGUGGCAGCAUUUCGGGCUGUGAAGAUAUCACACCAAUGGACUCAACUCACGUUCCAUACCGGUCAUCAAAGCUGACACGGCUGCUACGAGAUGCACUCGGUGGGAACUCGGUGACUUUAUUCAUGUACGAAGCCACAACUACGUCGUUGCUGGCUCGCUUGACUGGAGACAAAAGCCCCCAACGCCGCGAACAACGCCGACCGAUGACCGACCAGAGCACCCAGUAUGAAAGUCCGUUAUCGUUCCACCACGAGCGCAAGACGCCAAUCGAUUACGUGUUGCUUUCGCCAAGUCAAAUCUACCUUGAAGUACAUCAUCAAAAGCAGAAGGCCCUCGCAGGUGCACCUUCGCCGUGGCCUCAUCGCCGUCGCCUCGACACUCCUCGCAGUCAAACCAGACAUCCGUCAAUACAAUUUCCCGAAGUCGGCAGUAAUAACGACCUGUCUAACCAGCGGUCCACCAAGCCGCCCGAUACACUUCACGAUAUUCUCCGACAUACUCGAGAGUUGUUCGAGCAUGGUUCAGAAGUGCUGGGUUCAGAUAAUAAGCCAGAGAUUCGUGAGUCGGAGCAUGACGAGAGCUUUCCGAGCCCCCCUUUAUCGUUCGAUGAGUUCCUGAAUCAACUGGUAAAUCUGUACAAUCGACGAAGUCGUCAACAGCAACUUGUACAUAGACUCGGGCAACGUCUUCGCCACCUCAUGAGUUUACUCGGUACGGACGCAGAACCGCAGAUGGUCGAGCUGUCAAAGUACACUCUAGUGCACCAGCUCCAUACACUGCAAGAACAUCUAGAAGCCUAUGAACGCGUCGUUGCUGAUAGACUCUGGAAGCGUUUGCAACAUCGGGAAUCAGCUGUCGAAAGCUACGCGGACAAUUGGAACGACAAGUUGACUGAGGUUUUCCUCUCUGACGAUCAGUAUGAGGCCUGCACACCAUGGCACGCACACCGUGGCGAUCAUGACUUUUUCCAGCAUCACAUUUUACCAUUCGUUCUGAAUGGUUGGAUCUCGGUUACGCCUGGUGACCUCGAAAACGAGCAGCUCUGGCUUACCUUAUGA